CCUUUUGUAACUGUCCUAGGAAAUAGCCCCGAGCUGAAGCAGAUAACCGGUAACUGGUUCUGAAAGAAAAAAGCUAAGCAAAUGUUUAACUGCUGAUCUUGUCUUAAGACAGAUGAGUAAUGAACCAGAGUUCUUCUUAUCUGGAAAAGCCCCUAUGUCUGCUACCCCUCCCUAAAGCCCCUGCUAUGUCUGCUACCCCUCCCUACUUUGUGGUUUUUGCCUUUAUAAGCUUGUAAAACCUGCUGUUCAGGGCUUGACUCCUCGGCUCCUAAAAGAGUUGUGAGUCAAGCCCCAGCAUGCUGGAAUAAAAUCCUCUUGCUGUUUGCAUCAAGCGCCGUCUCUUGCGGUUGAUUGGGGUCGUCAUCGCUCAGGGCAGAGUGGGGGGUCCUGCCCCAAGUCUUUCAUUUGGGGGCUCUCCCAGGAUUUGACGACAACCCCUCACCUGCAGAGUCGACCUUGGAGCCGUUCGGCACCUCGUGAGAGUGGCCGGACAGUGGUCGGUAGACGUGCCCGGAGGACCACAGGCUGAAAUCCUGGGGGACGCCCCAGGAACUGAGGAGAACCAGGGAUGCCUGGUUGUCUCCUGCUGUAAGGGCGCUGAUCGAGUCCAGUUGUUUGAUCAAAAAUUACGGGAAACGCGCCCGUCUGAUUCUGUUGUAGGCUUGUGAGGGACCAAGUGUGGUAGGUAGGUCCUUGUAUCUGUAAUAUUUCUGUUAUUCCUGUUAUUUGUGUUUCUGACAUAUCUACUGACGAUGGGACAGACCGUGACAACCCCUCUGAGUUUGACUCUAGAUCAUUGGACUGAAGUGAAGAGAAGAGGUCGUGACCUGUCAGUAGAGGUUAAAAAAGGCCCAUGGCAGACUUUCUGCUCCUUGGAGUGGCCCACUUUUAACGUCGGCUGGCCCUCAGGAGGAACCUUUGACUUAUCUCUUAUUUUUGCUAUCAAAGAGAUUGUUUUUCAGAGAGGACCGGGAGCCCAUCCGGAUCAACAACCUUACAUCAUAGUCUGGCAGGACCUGGUGCAGAAUCCGCCCCCCUGGGUUCGGCCAUGGACUGCCACAUCCAGGCCCCCGUCUAAUCCUUGGGUGCUCGCUGUCCAAUCUUCCGGUUCCAGAAAAGGGGGCGACAGCUCGGACCCCCCUAAGAAGAUCUACCCGGAAAUUCAGACUGAUCAUCUUCUCCUCGACCCUCCGCCCCCUCCUCCCCCAUACCCUCCCGCCUUGGCUCCUGUGGGGGGGGGCAGGGAGGACCAGCAAGGCCGGAUCCGGCGAUUGCCCCCUCUGCACCCCCGGGGGAACCUUCACUGGGGCUCGCAUAAGGUACCAGGAGUCACCGCCGGGGAGGAAUGUCUCCCGACACUACUGUUGCCCUGCCCCUGAGGGCAUACGCCCCCCCCCUCGCCCAUGGCAACAGAUGAGGGACCACCUCCUCUCCAGCCCCUCCAGUACUGGCCAUUUUCUUCCACAGACCUGUAUAACUGGAAAACUAAUCACCCCCCUUUUUCAGAAGACCCCCAAUGCCUGACUGGGCUGGUAGAGUCCCUGAUGUUCUCUCAUCAGCCCACAUGGGAUGACUGCCAGCAGCUCAUACAGACUCUCUUCACUACUGAAGAGAGGGAGAGGAUUUUACUAGAAGCUAGGAAGAAUGUACUCGGGGCGGACGGGCAUCCUACCCAGCUCCCCAACAUCAUCGAGGCUGCCUUUCCCCUCUCCAGACCUGACUGGGACUUCAACACGGCAGAAGGU
Messenger RNA from Nycticebus coucang (slow loris), 1745 nucleotides. RefSeq lists its product as uncharacterized. The transcript has 2 exons. The coding region runs from base 753 to 1379 and encodes 208 amino acids. NCBI's taxonomy places the organism in Eukaryota, Metazoa, Chordata, Mammalia, Primates, Lorisidae. The record is from RefSeq and is a predicted model, not a curated record.